AUGGCUAUGGGAAGAGUUUCCGUGUCCUCGCUGCCAUCAAAUGUGUCAGCGUGGGUAGAAGCGCUCCAGCGGGCGUUGCAUCUCAAGGUAGAGGAUUUGCAUUUGCCGGAGCACUUCCAUUUAAAAAAUUUAUCGACGGGGUGCCGUUUCUCGCAUCUGAACACGCCCCCCACCGUGGGAGAUAAACGCGAGAGUGCCGUGCUUGUUUUACUCUCACCUGCCGCUGGUAUGCCGCCAAACACGUUUCAAGAGAUGUGUGUCACACUUACUAAGCGGACACCUCAUCUUCGUCACCACAAGGGUGAAAUGUCGUUUCCUGGUGGUCGUCUAGAUGGUGAAGAACAGGCAGCAGCAGCAGCACAACGCGAGACAGCUGAGGAAAUUGGUAUCGACAGUUCACUAUACGAAAUUCUUGGGCCCCUGCGUCCAUUGGCUCCCCUCAGCGGCAAGUCACACGUUACCCCUAUUGUCGCAGUCACCCAAUAUUCAGUAACGCCCCUCUGCCACAGCCCUCAUGAGGUUGACUCCAUUCAUUACUUGCAUCUCUCGCCGUUGUUGCUUAAUAGCAAACAGACACAUUGCCGUUUGCUCAAGUACCUUCCUAGUUCGUCUGGGGUGCCCCUCCACUUCCCGUGUUUUUUUACUAGCCCGUCUCAGGCGAGGUACUGUGAUCCAGUCUCUCCUUCACCUGGACUUCUCCAGUUGUCGCAGGAGGAUGGUGGCCACGAGCCACUUUUACCCAACAACUUUCCUGGAGAGCUGGUGUGGGGAGUCACCGCAUUCGUCAUGUGCGAAUUGCUGGUGCGCUUGAUCACGGCGUUGGGUGGGUCCGGAACCGCCCUGGGUUGCAGUCCGGCGAUUGCUCGCGACCCAGAGCACCCACUUGGAAAGCGUUAG
Molecule: messenger RNA, 897 nt
Organism: Trypanosoma brucei brucei TREU927
Lineage: Eukaryota; Euglenozoa; Kinetoplastea; Trypanosomatida; Trypanosomatidae
Product: NUDIX hydrolase
Exons: 1
Coding region: 1-897 (298 amino acids)
Molecular function (GO): coenzyme A diphosphatase activity
Source: RefSeq, a predicted model, not a curated record